This is a messenger RNA of Coccomyxa subellipsoidea C-169, 1394 nucleotides long. RefSeq lists its product as hypothetical. Gene Ontology annotation, molecular function: ATP binding; GTP binding; ATP hydrolysis activity. The transcript has 6 exons. Bases 1 to 1116 code for a protein of 371 amino acids. The record is from RefSeq and is a predicted model, not a curated record. Lineage: Eukaryota; Viridiplantae; Chlorophyta; Trebouxiophyceae; Coccomyxaceae. Gene Ontology annotation, cellular component: cytoplasm.
AUGAGUCUGAAGACAGGCAUUGUGGGCCUUCCUAAUGUUGGAAAGAGCACUCUUUUCAAUGCGAUCUGUGAGAAUGGAAAGGCACAGGCAGCCAACUUUCCAUUCUGCACAAUUGAGCCGAAUGUGGGGAUAGUCGCAGUCCCCGAUUCCCGUCUUGAAACCCUCAGCAACAUAUCAAAGUCCAAGGCCAUAGUGCCGACCUCUGUGGAAUUUGUAGACAUAGCCGGGCUGGUCAAGGGUGCCAGCAAGGGGGAGGGCUUGGGCAAUCAGUUUCUGGCCAAUAUUCGGGAAUGCGAUGCGCUAGCACAGGUGGUCAGAUGCUUUGAGGACGAGAAUGUGAUCCAUGUGGCGGGCAAGGUCGACCCUGUGGAGGACACAGAUGUCAUCAACUUUGAGCUGGCGCUUGCUGACAUCACACAGAUCGAGAAGAGGCUGCAGCGGCUAGAGAAGGGUCGCGCAAAGACCAAAGAGGAAAUUGCCUCCAACGAGGUGGAAAAGGCGGCGUUGUCGCGCAUUGUGGAGGCACUGGACCAAAACAUUCCAGCGCGAGCAGUGCAGCUGACGGCUGAUGAGAGCGUUCUUGUGCGCGGGCUGCAGCUGCUGACCAUGAAGCCCAUGAUAUAUGCAGCCAACGUCAAUGAGAGUGACCUGGCGGACCAGGGGUCCAGCAAUACUUUUGUGCAGGCUCUCCGGAAGAAAGCAGCCCAGGAGAACUGUGAUGUCAUCAUUGUUUCCGCACAGGUUGAGGCAGAGUUGAGGGAGUUGGAUCCUGUGGAGGCAGCAGAAUACCUGGAGUCCUUGGGAGCCUCAGAGGGCGGCCUGGCCAGCCUUAUCAGAACUGCUUACCGGCAGCUGGGUCUCCUCACAUACUUCACUACAGGUGUUCAGGAGACGAGAGCAUGGACAAUUCGAAAGGGGAUGACUGCACCAGAGGCGGCAGGAGUCAUCCACUCAGACUUUGAAAGAGGGUUCAUCAAGGCAGAAACCGUGGGCUAUGAUGACCUUGUGUCGGCUGGCAGCCUCGGCCAAGCCAAGGAAAAUGGAAGGCUGAGAUUAGAAGGCAAGGAGUAUCUGGUAAACGAAGGCGAUGUCAUGAAUUUCAAGUUCAACGUUUAAUUUCUCAGUUUAAGCUAGGACGAAGUCUGGUUGCAGGACCUGUCAGCAGUCUAUCUAGAUCUAAAUUUGAUAGGCGAUCACAACUUUUCAAGUGGGGGAAUCGCUCGACAUCAACCACUACAUUUAUUUCUCAAUACUUGCAGCACUGUUGUUUCGCUAGCAAUUCCAUGUCUACCGAACCAUGCACCCAACUGCCAGCAUAGCACUUCUUGGAAGGAUUAGUUUAGGAACGUCUUUGGAGUCACAUUGACACUUAAGCAGUUAAACUCUCUGCAAGG